UAGAAAUUUUUCUAAAGAGCCCAUGUUAAUAUGAACCCAUCAUCCUCAUCAUCAUUCUCCUCACCACCGUUGUUUCAAACCAAUUCAAGGCCAGCAUCUCAUAGCUCUUCGGGCUCUAACAAGCGUGAAACUCCUUCCAUUAUACCCUUGGACUAUAACUAUCAGGUAAUGGCGCCCUCUUCGCUAAGGCCGCAGACGGGGCGUUAUGGCCAUACACCACACCAUCAGCAUCAUCAUAUACAACAAAUACCCUCACGUUCCACCACCCGUCAAAGUUCAAAUCCCGAGGUCGAUGUCGAUAUGGAAGAGGAGCCCGCCUUUAAUAGUUUAUUUGGCGAUCCUGUACCACCGCCUCCGCCCGAUGACUUUCUGGGCAGCACAUUCUCAACACCCGCCUUUAUGCGUUCCACUUCGGUAGAAUUGACUUCGGAUGAAGAUCAGAUAAUGGGCUCUAACGAAACGCAUAUACCUCAGCGCCUGUUUCCUCAAGUUCCUUAUGCCACUCUGAUGGGUAGGCGUUAUUCCAGUGCUUCAUCGCCCUCGCCCAAGAAUUUUGAAAUAUUACCCUCGGGCAUACCCAGACUUAAACCACCGGAUAUACAAAUUCUACCCAACUCUAGCGGUGACUCCUCAUCCGGUACUCACAAUUCGCCCAACUAUCGGCUGUUGACACCCAACGAAAUGUUAAGAAAUACCUCAGCCCAAGACGUGGUAGAAUUGAAGGAGACCUAUACCAUAAGUGAUGGCCAUUCGCUGAGGGAAUUUAGUGAGGCUACUACCAGGAAAUCCAGCAUAACCAGAACCGAGGCAGAUAAUGAGACACCAGUAGAAAUGAAUGCACUGAGCCCCCCUCAAGAACCCCCCAUGCCUCGCCAAUUUUCCAAUGAGUCCUAUUCAAGUGGCGAAUGGUUUCGCACUGCCAACAUGGAAUAUCCCGAAUUCAAUAAAAUGCCCAAACUUAGGCCCAGUUCGAAAAAUGUCAUGUCCAUAAAGCGUGAUGAAAUGCCGCUCAGUUCACCCGUAGCGGCCAUGAUCAAUGAUUCGAAUGGUUCCAGCAGUGGUGGGGAGGAGCGUCUAAUGGGAGCCACCCAUGUAUUAGAACAACCCUCCAUAUCCUUGGACAGUCUGCAAGCACCACCUGAAAGGCCACCCAGCCCAUCGCCCUCAUGUCUAAGAUCCUUGGAAGAGGCAAUUGUGCUGACGCCCAGGCAAUAUAUAAAACAAAGGCGGAAAAGUUUUUUUGCAACACAACAAAGUGAAAGUAUGGACCUGGAAGAAAUGGAAAAUAGAGCACAAGAAUCAAUACCAGCACCCCCUAUACCGCCUCAACCUCUUAUGGAAUCUAACGAAAAUCUGUUGGAGCCUGAGACUCCGCUAAUGAGAGAACGAUCACCUGUGAUAUUAAAAGACUCUAUAACUACAGGAGGAGAUUAUAGGGUGGACCAAUCACGUUUGCACAAAAAGACCUCCUUUACCAUCAUCAAUGAGAAAUCCUCAGCACAGUCUUCCUCCCAAGCCUUGCAAAGUCCUCGCCAUCUGCCCAUCAGAGUGAGAGAGCACAGCUCUCCCUCAUUUACACCCCCAAGAAGUAUGGCUGCUACACCUAGGCAGCAUAUGCAACGUAAAUCCCUAUCUUCCACCCAGCUUAAACUGCCUCAUCUUAUGCCUCCGUUAGCCGAAAUGCCCUUGGAGGAUUCCCCCAGGCCUUCGGUGCAAUUCGACAUGACGGGCAGAUAUAGUCCCAGCAAACUGCCAACCCAGAAGGGUAUACUGCAUCAAAGGGACUCCUUGAGCUCAACUCAGGAUGUACUUAGACCUACAGGCUCUAGAAGACGUUCUUCGAUUUUGCCCACUCCUGCCUCGCCCCUGGAUGGCUCCAGGGCAAAAAGUUGUGAGACCUUGCCCAUGAUCACUGAUCCCUAUCGCACCGCCAUACCCAGACUGAAUCGUUCCAGCAUGGAUUUGAAACCCGAAAAGGCUGUAUUUCCCCCAGGGGCUUUGCCAAGACCGCUGAAACCUAAUCCCAAUCCUACCCGCAAACACAAAGGCCUGCUCAAGGUUAUCAAUCAUGAAGAGGUGCUAACGCGCAUUCCUUUGAAAUCCAACUGGGCCAGCAUGGAUGAUUUGAGUAACCUGGAGCAGCAGGGCAAGACUCUGCUCUCUCCCUUGCAUGCGGCCAAGGCUAGAAGGCGUUCCAGUUCCACCUCUCCAUCCAGGCGUAGUUCUACACAAACCACUUCGGAUAGGCGUAGUUCCAAUCUAAGUUCGGUAACUACUUCAGAUUUCAGUUUUCGCAGACCUUUAGGGACAGCGGGCGCAGCAGCUGCAAAACCCUCCUCAACUCCCCAAAGACAAAGAAGAAAAUCUGUCUUCCAAUUACCCAGCCCAAGUGCAAGAAGAAAAUCUUCCACCACCUCUACCAGUGUGUCAAUAAUAACCGGCCGACCUGGUCGUGCCAAGAUAGCCAAACCCACACCAUUGUCUCCCAUUAUAGGCACACCCAAUAAGGAUAGCAGUUCGGCCUAUAGUCCGACGCAUGUCAUGAAGUCUGCGGCAGUGGCGGCUGCUGCGGGCCCUGGUUCGGAUAGCCUAUCGGAUGCCACCUCCCGCAGAGAUUCCAUAUCCAAGAUACCAGUCCGAAGUCAGGCGAAUUCUCGUUCCAGUUCACGCAUGGAUUCGCAGGAGUCAAAAGCCCCCUCGAGGGCGGGAUCGCCUCAGAAGGAAGCCACUGGUGAGCUAGCCAGACGUUUGUCGCAAGUUGCUGUUAGUCGCUCGGGCUCAAGGGCUUCACAGGAAGGCUCUAGAGCAGCCUCAAGAGCAGAAUCUCGUGGGGGAUCGCAUAGCGAAUCGCGAGCCGCCUCACGCACAGCCUCUCGCACUGAGUCAAGAGCUGCCUCACGAGCAGAAUCUCGUGGGGGAUCUCGCAGCGAAUCGCGGGCAGCUUCCCGUUCAGAAUCUCGAGUUGCUUCGCGAGCCGAAUCCAGAACAGCCUCCAGGUCUACUUCGCGAGCCUCGACGCGUCCCAUAUCUUUGCCCGGAUCUCGACCCACUUCCCGCAUGGAACAGGCAAAAGAAAUGGCCAACUCAAGAUCCAAUUCCCGCCUAAGCAUACACUCCCCCAGCAGGGGCGUUAGUGUUUCGCCCACAUUUGAAAGGAAAGCUACCUCAAAGUCUCCUCAAGGCAGAAGAAAAUCCAUUUCGCUUAGCCCCCACAGAGUUGCUGCGAGGCGGGGAACAACGCGCAGAGGUUCAACUAGUCCCGUCGGUGGCAAGGCCAAGGCAAAAGGACGCUCACGCAGUCGUAGUAAGACGCGUUCAAGUCCCGAGGGAUUUUCUCGUUCCCGCAUACCGGUGACUCAUAAGGAUGAACGCAGUUCCAGCCGCUCCUCACCAAGACGCAGAGCUGGCCCUAGUUCCACAAAUGAUGUACGCCGCACCUCAUCACUCAAAGUGAAGGCGAAGCCAACGGCCACUACGGCCAGCAGCAAACAAACGCCAAGUGCCAAAAAGAUGCCCUCAUCAGUGCGUAAAGCUGAAUCAAGUGUUCGCAAAACCACCGCUACAGUGGCAGUCAAGCCACAAGGUCCUGCAGUCAAAAGGGAAGUCUCAAACCUAAGAAAGCCGGCCUUACCCAAAAGGGAGGCUUCCAAUGUGGCCAAGAAAACUGGGAGUAUUAGCAAACCUGCUUCGCGCCAGCCAUCAUCGGUGAAUAUGAAAAAGAAGGCCAAUGAAUCCAAAGUUGCAGCUGCAGCUGCGCCGGGAGCAAAGAAACCCAGCUCACAAAUACAAAAUGGCAAGAAACCCUUACCAACCAAGCCCUCAGUCCAAAAUGGCAAGGCAGGGCCCCCUAAGGUUCCAGCAAAGCCCUCCAAAAGCGAUAUGGCCUCCACUUUUGUCAUACAAAAAAAUGGCAAUGCAGGAGCUGCCACGGCUGCUGCCGCAGUGGCUGCAGCCGAUGUGGCUACCUUAUCAACUCUCAAACGCCAACCCUCUUCCAUGUCCCUAAUGCGUGUUAGUUCCAAGAUUAGUCUGCUGGGUAAGAAACGCUCCGACAGCAAUCUGAGUAAGAAAACUUUGGAGUUAAAUGUGCCCCAAGCAGAGGGGGCAGAGAAAAGAGCUUCUUCUCCCACCAAACUACAAACAGCGGAAGAUGGUUCUUCUCCCCCGAUGCCGGCGGCUGCUAUUCUGGAAAAGUCCCAAAAAACUUUGGAGAAUAUACAAAAGACAGUUACCGAAGCCACCGAUGAGAUACACAAAACCAUCAACGAGAAUCUGACGGAUUUGAAAAGUUUUGAACAGGAUAUGGGCCUUACCUCGGAUAGUGGGGCCUCUCCUACGCCCAGUGUUACCACGGUGGUGGAGAAAAAGUCCGGAGCCCCCAAAGCCGGAGCAGGCGAUUCCAUAUCUCGCUUGGGUACUGCAGAAGAUGCGAAUGCAGCUUCAGGCAAUGGACAGAAAUCCUCUCCUCUGCCGCCCAGCCAACCCAUAGAAGCUGCAGUGUCUGUUCUAAAUGCCGAAGGCUCACAGAUGGCGGGCGCGGGGGCAGCAGAUGACUUAGAACACAAGGAUGCGGGUGGUAUUGCUGCAGCUACCUCAGAAAGGAGCUAUGAUGUCAUUGGUGAUGGCGAUGCCAAAGUUAUGGCCGGAACACAUGUGGAGGGAGGAAAUAUGGAGGCUAUGAUGCAGAAGCCCACCAGUGGUGAUACCACUGCAGACUAUGAGUCGGAAGUCAAAAGAAGAUCUCCAGAUGGCCAAGGUGGAUCGCAUAGUGGCAGUGGCAAGGGAAUAACCAAAACCUCAAACGGCAACAAAAACAACAACAACUGCACUCCCAUCAUGCUCUUCAAGGCGGGUAAACGCAAAAGCUCAGUGAUUUACCACAUUGACUUGCCACCGGAUAUUACGGCAGCGGAGAAAUAUUUUUACAGAUCCGGCAGUCAAGAAUAUCUCGAGAAUAAAUCUCUAGAUCAAGACGACGAACCCCCCAAAGGCUGUUGUCGAUGUUGUGCUAAAUUCUGUAUGCCAUGUCGACGAUCACGUUGUUCCCGUUGUUGUCGUCGCAAUCGCAACAAUCGCCACGAUGAAGCCAAACAGCCUGUACUCUCGGCAAGCAGCAGUGCCACUACCACCAAUCUUCAAUUGAUCGAUGAAAAGCAAGGCGCAAGGAGUUCAUGUUGGCAGCGUUUGAACUGUAGCAGGUGUUGUCGCAAAAAAGAUACACAACCACCAUCGUUGAGAAAACAAGAAAAACCCUUAGCGGCUUCUUCCUCGCUGGGACCGCCAAAACAAAGUAAAUGUGGCCUAUGUUUGAGUAAAAUAUUCUGUUGUCGUUCGGUUAAUAAAAUCGAUCCCAAGACAGGCGAUGAGACAGAGGUGAAGAAAUGUUGUUUCUGCAUACCGUGUCGUAGGAAACGGGCUCAUCAUUCGACAGCAGCAUCAAUGACGGGUUCUACGGUGGCUUGGCAAGACCCCGAGGUGGGUAUAACACCGACUGAUGCCGCCGUCUUGGAGGGUCAGGAUGAGCCAAAGCAGGGCUGUUGUAAACGUUUCUGCAACUUUUUAUUGUGUUGCCGCAAGAAAAAGGUUCAAGUUGCCGAUAGCAGAAGGCAAAGUAUAAGGGCACCGCCACCAGAGGACACUCGCCGCAAACUGCAUGUGGACUUAGUGGAGUAUACCUCCAAAAUGAAGGGAGCCAUACCCGUUCUACCUCUGUGUCUGGCCUAUUUUUGUGCUCUAUGCAAUAUUUUAAUACCAGGAUUAGGAACUCUAUUAUCUGGAUUUUUCUGUCUCUGUUUGGGUAUACCACGUUUCUCGCACUAUGACAGCGCCAAAGCCCGUUUUGGUUCAUUGCUUAUCAACACCAUAGUAGCCUUUGCCCAAUUGUUUUGUGUACUCUUCUGUUUUGUCGGCUGGGGAUGGAGCAUUUGGUGGGGCACCAUAAUGUUGAAAUGUGCAAGAAAACUUAGUAAAAUCCGCAAGGUGGAACGCCUGGAGAUGGAAGAGGAAAAAAGACAAGCUGCUGCUGAAGCUGCGGCGGCUGCAGCAGCAGCAGCAACCGCAGCUGCAGCCAAAGGAGAAACUGAAACUGCUAAAACCUAAACAUAACAACCUAGACAAUGAAGUUUUCCACCAGAAAACAGCAACUUCCCUUGAUACAUAAAAUAAACAAGUCUACCUUUCAUUACCAAAAAAAAAAACAAGUCAUAAACUUCCAAACCAGGAACAAAACAAAGUGGCCUUAAAAUUGUGAAUAAAAGAAACUUAAAACACGAAAUUGUCUACCAAAAAAGAAAAAAAGUUUUCCGUUUUCACAAACCAAUGAAGAACUCAAAGUUUUCCAUAUAAUAGUAAAAAAAAAUCCAAAAAUUCCAAACCAAAGUCUACCUUAGGAAAAUUUAGUGAAAAACGGAAUAACAAAAAUUUUCCUCUUAAACUGUAGCUACAACAAUGACCAUUAUUUUACGAAAAUAAUUCGAGUAUAGUUAUUAAAAGAAAAAACUUUAUAGCUUUUAAGUAGUUGAUUAUUGUAUAUAUAGUAACAAAUAUUAUUAAAAUUAAUUAUUAUUUAUAACAAAAAAAAAACAAAUUGUCGCCG
This is a messenger RNA of Stomoxys calcitrans (stable fly), 6595 nucleotides long. RefSeq names its product protein stum (gene stum). Lineage: Eukaryota; Metazoa; Arthropoda; Insecta; Diptera; Muscidae. The transcript is spliced from 11 exons. Gene Ontology annotation, cellular component: sensory dendrite. Bases 31 to 6099 code for a protein of 2022 amino acids. The record is from RefSeq and is a predicted model, not a curated record. Gene Ontology annotation, biological process: proprioception; taxis; sensory perception of mechanical stimulus.